Molecule: messenger RNA, 5050 nt
Organism: Lecanosticta acicola
Lineage: Eukaryota; Fungi; Ascomycota; Dothideomycetes; Mycosphaerellales; Mycosphaerellaceae
Source: the annotation of a GenBank genome assembly
AUGGCGGACCCCCGAGCAGGAAGUCCACCUUCUGAUCCGGAUUUCGACCUCUCCCGACUGGCAGCAGCCGUUGCUACCCAGCACCCAGAUCCGCGGACCUCGCCUCUGGACGACGCGCUGGAAGAGAAGAUGGCUCCUCUACACGACGAAACACCCAGCACACUCAACCGGAAUCAGUACCUCACCGCAGACGGCAAGGAGGAAGUCGAACUGCCCUCCAAAGAGCUCCAGGCAAAGCAUCUUCAUCGUGGCUCCUCCGCAUUCGGGCCCUUGAGCCCACGCGACAGAGACGCACUCACCCGCAUCGCUUCUCGGUCGCAAUCUUUCUACUCGAGACGCAGGAACAGCACCCCUACAGCCGAUGCAGACCCGGAAGCGUUGCAGCGGAUAGCCACUCUCGGGGGCCAUGAGCUGGGAGAUGAUGUCUUCGAUCCCCAGAGCCCGAAUUUCGACCUCAAGAAAUGGAUCCGAAUGACGUUGAAGUUGGCCGACGAUGAACAUAUCAAGAUCAAACGAGCUGGCGUGGUGUGGAGGAAUGUGAAUGUCAGCGGAAGCGGGUCCGCCCUGAACAUCCAGAGUAAUGUUGCAAGCAUGCUGAUGUCGCCGCUACGAAUCGGCGAAAUGUUCAACUCCGGCAAGAAGAAGCACAAGCAGAUCCUGCACUCCUUCGAUGGGCUGAUGAAGAGCGGCGAGCUGCUCAUCGUCCUUGGACGACCCGGCUCUGGCUGCAGCACGCUACUCAAGUCGCUCACGGGCCAGAUGCAUGGUCUCGCCCUGGACGAGCAAUCCACCAUCCACUACAAUGGCAUCCAGCAGAAGCAGAUGCUCAAGGAAUUCAAGGGCGAGGUCAUCUACAACCAGGAAGUCGAUAAGCAUUUCCCGCACUUGACGGUCGGUCAGACGCUGGAGCACGCAGCUGCGCUUCGGACACCACAACACCGACCUUUGCAGUGCACACGACAGCAGAUGAUCGAGCAUGUCACCCAAGUUGUGAUGACCCUCUACGGUCUGAGCCACACCUACAACACCAAGGUCGGCAAUGAUUUCGUGCGAGGAGUAUCUGGAGGAGAGCGAAAACGUGUCUCGAUUGCCGAGAUGGCGCUCGCCGGAUCUAUGUUGGCCGCUUGGGACAACUCAACUCGAGGAUUGGAUUCUGCCACAGCGCUGACGUUUGUGAGAUCGCUGCGAACGACUGCCGAUCUCGUCGGCUCCUCUCACGCAGUCGCAAUCUACCAGGCAAGUCAGGCAAUCUACGAUCUCUUCGACCGCGCCGUCGUUCUCUACGAGGGCAGGCAAAUCUUCUUUGGCAAAGCCAGCAAGGCCAAACGCUACUUCGAGCGCAUGGGCUGGUAUUGCCCUCCGCGACAGACGACGGGCGACUUUCUCACAUCCGUCACCAAUCCUUCCGAGCGACAGGCCAGAGAGGGCUUCGAGAACAAGGUGCCACGAACGCCCGAUGAUUUCGAGCAGUACUGGCGAAACAGCCCGGAGUACAAGGAGCUGCAGCGCGAGACUGCAGCUUACGAAGAGGAGUACCCCAUUGGCCACGAGGGCGAGCUUCAAGCCAUGCGCAGCUACAAACAAGGCCAGCAAGCCAAACAUGUUCGCCCCAAGUCGCCAUUCGUCGUGAGCAUACCGAUGCAGGUCAAGUUGAACACCAAGCGGGCUUUCCAGCGUAUGAAGGGCGACAUCGCUUCGACCGUAGCACCCAUUGCCUCCAACAUCGUCAUGGCCCUCAUCAUCGGAAGUGUGUUUUACGGAACACCAGAUGCCACUGCCGGUUUCCAAUCCAAAGGCGCCGUACUGUUCUUUGCCAUCCUCUUGUCCGCACUCAUCGCCAUUACCGAAAUCAACAGCCUGUACGACCAGCGACCGAUCGUGGAAAAGCACUUCUCGUACGCCUUCUAUCACCCUGCGACCGAAGCGAUUUCUGGCAUUGUCACCGAUAUUCCGAUCAAGUUCGCGACGCUGACGGUGUUCGAUAUUAUUCUGUACUUCCUGGCUGGACUCCGGCGAGAGCCAUCGCAGUUCUUCAUCUUCUUCUUGAUUACUUACACCGCGACUUUCGUCAUGUCGGCUGUAUUCAGGACGAUGGCUGCCGUGACCAAGACGAUCUCGCAGGCCAUGGCGCUUUCCGGUGUCCUGGUACUCGCCAUUGUCAUCUACACGGGAUUCGUCGUGCCGGUAGCCUACAUGAAGGAUUGGUUUGGUAAGUGCGCUUAACUCUUUCGCGGACGCCCUUCUCGCUAACCUCCUGCCAGGCUGGAUUCGCUGGAUCAAUCCGGUGUUCUACGCCUUCGAGAUUCUCAUCGCCAACGAGUUCCACGGACGCCAGUUCGCUUGCUCGCAAUUCAUUCCCACAUACAAUGGACUCACCGGGAUGCAAUUCGUCUGUUCAUCCAAAGGAGCCGUCGCAGGCCAGCGCACCGUCAGCGGAGACGAUUUCAUCGCGAUCAGCUACGGAUACUAUUACAGCCACGUCUGGCGCAAUUUCGGCAUCCUGCUGGCCUUCCUGUUCGGCUUCAUGCUCAUCUACUUUGUGGCCGUGGAAAUCAACUCCGAGACCAGUUCUACCGCCGAAGUGCUGGUAUUCCGCCGGGGUCAUGUGCCGCAGUACAUGCUUGACAAGGGAAAGGAGGGCGAUGUAGAAGCCGGAACUGCGGAGAAGGGUGCUGAAGUUGGCGACGAGGACGAUAAGGAGGACGUCAACGUGAUUCCUCCGCAGACGGACAUCUUUACCUGGCGCGAUGUGGAUUACGAUAUCCCUGUCAAAGAGGGUACGAGACGGUUGCUGGAUCACGUGAGCGGAUAUGUCAAGCCUGGAACUCUGACUGCUCUGAUGGGAACUUCGGGUGCCGGCAAGACGACGCUUCUUGAUGUGAGCCAUCAAUUCAAUGCUCCCGGGUGAACGUUUACUGAUUCGUGUACAGGUCCUUGCCCAGCGUACCACAAUGGGUGUCGUGACCGGCUCCAUGUUCGUCAACGGCGCUGCCCUCGAUGACAGCUUCCAGCGGAAGACCGGAUACGUGCAACAGCAAGAUCUGCAUCUCGAGACCGCCACCGUUCGUGAGUCGCUUCGAUUCUCUGCCAUGCUGAGACAGCCCAAGACUGUGAGCAAGAAGGAGAAGUACGACUAUGUGGAGGAUGUCAUCAAAAUGCUGAACAUGAAGGACUUUGCGGAGGCUGUCGUCGGUGUGCCUGUAAGUUGGAGGGAAGAUACGAGGCUCUCGAACGGAUGCUGAUAUUCUUGUAGGGUGAGGGUCUCAAUGUUGAACAGCGCAAGUUGCUCACCAUCGGCGUCGAGCUCGCCGCGAAACCGAAGUUGCUCCUCUUCCUCGACGAACCGACCUCCGGACUCGACUCUCAAUCCUCGUGGGCAAUCUGUGCAUUCCUUCGCAAACUCGCCGACAACGGGCAAGCCGUGCUCUGCACCAUCCAUCAACCCAGCGCCAUCCUCUUCCAGGAGUUCGACCGACUCCUCUUCCUCCGCAAGGGCGGCCACACGGUCUACUUUGGCGAAAUCGGGGAGCAGUCUCGGACGUUGCUGGACUACUUCGAGAAGAACGGUGCACGGAAGUGCGACAACGACGAGAAUCCAGCAGAGUACAUGCUCGAGGUCGUCGGCGACGAGCAAGCAGACUGGGUGGGGACGUGGAAGAACAGCGCACAGGCCAACGAAGUACAGCAGGAAAUCGACAACAUCCACAAGGAGAAGGGUGGCCAGCAGAGCGAGGAGGGGGAGGAUGCGACUGCGCACUCGGAGUUCGCCAUGCCCUUCACUCAACAGCUCAUCGAGGUGACAUACCGCGUCUUCCAGCAGUACUGGCGCAUGCCAUCGUACAUCAUGGCCAAGGUCCUCCUCAGCGCCGCGUCUGGCCUCUUCAUCGGCUUCUCCUUUUACAGCGCCGACGUCUCCCUGCAGGGAAUGCAGAACGUGCUCUACGCGCUCUUCAUGGUCACGACCAUCUUCUCCACCCUAGUGCAGCAGAUUAUGCCGCUCUUCGUCACACAGCGAUCGCUGUAUGAAGUCCGCGAACGCCCCAGCAAGGCGUACAGCUGGAAGGCCUUCCUCAUCGCCAACAUCAUCGUGGAGAUACCCUACCAGAUCGUCGCGGGGCUGAUCAUCUACGCGAGUUUCUACUACCCGGUCGUCGGCAUCCAAUCGUCGGAGCGGCAGGGCCUCAUCCUCCUCUUCUGCGUCGUCUUCCUCAUCUACGCCUCCACGUUCGCGCACAUGUGCAUCUCCGCGCUGCCCGACGCGCAGACGGCCGGCAGCAUCGUCACCCUCCUCUUCGCCAUGUCCCUCAUCUUCAACGGCGUCAUGCAACCCCCCGACGCCCUCCCCGGCUUCUGGAUCUUCAUGUACCGCGUCUCCCCCAUGACGUACUGGGUCGCCGGCAUGGCGGCCACCAUGCUGCACGGCCGCCAGGUGCAGUGCUCCACGGAGGAGGUGUCCAUGUUCAACCCCCCCGCCGGCCAGACGUGCCAGCAAUACAUGGCGCCCUACCUGCAGACGGCGCCCGGCUACCUCCUCAACCCGGACGCCACGACGCAGUGUGGCUACUGCUCCGUGCGCGUGGCGGAUACUUUCCUCGCGGGCGUGAAUAUCUUCUGGUCGGAGCGGUGGCGCAAUUUCGGCCUCAUGUGGGCCUAUGUCGUUUUCGACAUUGCCGUUGCCGUGUUGCUGUAUUACUUCUUCCGCGUGCGCAGUGGCAGUGGCAAGCCGAGCUGGAUUUCGAAGCUCACUUCUAAGAAAUCCAAGAAGAAGGACAAGAAGCAGGAUCCGCAGCAGCAGCAACAGACUCGUCCCGCCGAGCAGCCCGAGGAUGCGGCGGCGCAGACCAAGAAAGGUGAAGCCGAAGGCAGCGGCAGCAGCGGAGAAGAUGCUACUUCUGCUUCUGCUUCUUCCGACGACGAAGACCGCCCGAGGGAUUUACAGAGGAGGAGGAGGAAUGAUGAUGGGUCUUGGAUCCAGGGGACCGUGGAUCAGUAUCGGAAUUAUAAUCUCCGGAGGACGAGGACGAAUACGCGGAAUGCGGAGAUUUUUUGA